Pistacia vera is the source of this 705-nucleotide messenger RNA. RefSeq names its product vegetative cell wall protein gp1-like. The record is from RefSeq and is a predicted model, not a curated record. Lineage: Eukaryota; Viridiplantae; Streptophyta; Magnoliopsida; Sapindales; Anacardiaceae. Bases 5 to 583 code for a protein of 192 amino acids. The transcript has a single exon.
AACUAUGUCUUUCUUCUGGACCAUUGCCCUGAUUGCUUUUGCAAUCUUUCCAUUCUCUACAGGAUUUCCUUCCAGGAGUCUCACUAAUUACCCCCCAGAAGAUCAAUAUUCUCCAUUGCCUGGAACAUCAGCUCCAAAAUCUCCCCCAGCUUCAUGGUCUCCUGCAGCUUCACCAGAUCCUUCAUGGCCUAUACCAUUGACCCCUUCAGAAUCUUCACCGCCAUGGUCUCAGCUUUAUCCUCCAGCUCCUUCACCGGCUAAAACAAGUCCUGAACCAUCCACUCCUGAAGCAUCUCCAUCUCCAUCUCCAUGGUCUCAGCGUUAUCCUCCAGCAUCAGAAUCCAGAACUAUAUCUUUUCCAUCAGCAUUUCCAUCUUCAUUGCCUCCACUUCCAGAAUUGCCUCCAUUGCCAUCUUUGCCUCCACUUCUAUCAUUGCCGUCUUUGCCUCCAAUAUUGCCAUUAUUGCCAUAUCCUGAGCCUCCAUCUCCAUCACCAAUGCCUUCUUCUGUGACUUCAUCUCCUUCUGUUGAACCUCCACCUACAAUGCCCUCUUCGAUGCCUCCAUCUCCAUCUCCUUAUUAGAAGCUAAUCGUCUAUGAAGAUUAUUGCUUAUUAUCAUGAGCUUUUUCUAUGGUUGUUUCUUAAUUUGGAUGUGACAAAUAAAUUUCAUUUUCCAUGCUUUUAAUAGUAAUUUUGUAGCAUUU